Molecule: messenger RNA, 1111 nt
Organism: Corythoichthys intestinalis (scribbled pipefish)
Lineage: Eukaryota; Metazoa; Chordata; Actinopteri; Syngnathiformes; Syngnathidae
Gene: fundc1
Product: FUN14 domain containing 1
Exons: 6
Coding region: 148-603 (151 amino acids)
Biological process (GO): autophagy of mitochondrion
Cellular component (GO): mitochondrial outer membrane
Source: RefSeq, a predicted model, not a curated record
ACGCCAUUUUCUCCUCGUCAUUAGCGGCGGCGCUCGGACUCCGCGUAGCAGCCGAAGAGGAGGCGGCGGCGGUAGAGACGGGCGACACUCCGCACGAUUUCAUGUUGUCCAAGUGACAACGGACUUGAAGGCAACUGAGAAUCCAAAAUGGCGAAGCACAACAAGGACAUUGAAGAGGAGCUGUACGACAAGGUCGUCGAUCUGACCGAGUAUGCCAAACGUCAGCGAUGGUGGAACCGUCUGUUUGGCAAGACGUCCGGGCCUUUAGCAGAGAAAUACUCUGUGGCCACACAGCUAGCCAUAGGAGGAGUUAGUGGAUGGUGUGCAGGUUAUCUCUUCCAGAAGGUUGGCAAAGUUGCUGCCACUGCUGUGGGCGGAGGGCUUCUGUUGUUACAGGUAGCUAACAAUAGCGGCUACAUCCAAGUGGAUUGGAAGAGGGUAGAGAAAGAUGUAAACAAAGCAAAGAAGCAGAUCAAGAAGAACACGGAUAAAGCUGGUCCGGAGCUGAAUACGUUAGUUGAGAGGUCUACAGAGUUUGUGAAGAAAAACAUCGUCGUCACAAGCGGGUUCGUCGGAGGCUUCCUGCUCGGCUUGGCUAGCUAGACUCAGACGAUUGACGCAACACUCCCAAACGUUUUGCCGCUUCUGGAAAAGGGAUAAAGCUGUUUUCCAAUGCGUUGGCGACUAGUAGCUAGUAACUGUACCUCCCCUGUCAUGAUGGAAAAAUACACAAAGUUCUCUUACCAGUCCAAACAAUUGCAGUUGUAUUAAAGGGGUGUCCAAGCUUCUUCAUCAUGGUAGAAAUGUAAAUAAAUGCCAGACUUUGGACUUGUCAUUAAGCGAUAAAAAGGAGAGGAAAAAAAACAAUUAUUUUGUUGCAGCUUUUUAUUUAUUGUUACUGCCAGUGAAAUGUUGACAUUGUGCUAACUAGCGCAUGCUGUCAAGAAAACUUUGGAUCCUAUUUCAAGUGAAUUUUCAUGCGGAUUGAUUUGGACUUAUUUUGCCCUGCAUUUAUUUUGUGUACUUUGUAAAUGAGCAAUAAGUUUAUGCUAAAUGUAUUGCAGGCCACUCAUUAGUAUGUUGUUUGAAAUAAAAAUACAUUUGAACAUUA